AUGGCAGAGAGCUACAACCUACCAGUCUCCAGAAUACUAAUGGAGAUAUUGGGCACCGGGCACUUUUACAAGACCAAGUUCCUGAGGCAUUCUGAAGAGGGUGGAGGCAUAAUGUCUCAACAAGGUCAACACUUUUUACAAGGACAAGGUGGAGGUGUGCCUCUGACAAGUACUAAGUCAAGUGGAGCUGACGCUUCAGGAAAUGAGUCUACGGAUUCGACAUCUGACAAUGAGAAGUGUUUACACCAUAAUCAACCGAGCAUAUCCAGUCUCAAAACAACUAGCACCAAGGCAGACACACAUUCUCUCCUGCCGAAGGAAGACACUCUUCCGAGGUGCCAAGCACCUGCCGAAACUCCCGACUGCCAAAGCUCACAAACUGUUAAACCUAAUUCUCAUGACACGUGUCACCACCGUGGCGACUUGCACAAAGUCCCACAUCGGAAAUCUACACCAACCUCCCACUUUCACUUCCCUAUAAAAAGGGAACAGUACCCUAGUAAAAGGGGUAACUACUUUUCUGCCUUUUACUAUUACUCUGCAAAAGUUACCCUUCUUAGCUGA
Messenger RNA from Prunus armeniaca (apricot), 564 nucleotides. NCBI's taxonomy places the organism in Eukaryota, Viridiplantae, Streptophyta, Magnoliopsida, Rosales, Rosaceae. The record is from the annotation of a GenBank genome assembly.